Messenger RNA from Panicum virgatum (switchgrass), 1319 nucleotides. RefSeq names its product ras-related protein RABA1f-like. Gene Ontology annotation, molecular function: GTPase activity; GTP binding. The record is from RefSeq and is a predicted model, not a curated record. Gene Ontology annotation, cellular component: endosome. NCBI's taxonomy places the organism in Eukaryota, Viridiplantae, Streptophyta, Magnoliopsida, Poales, Poaceae. The coding region runs from base 305 to 964 and encodes 219 amino acids. The transcript is spliced from 2 exons.
CUCCCGGCUCCUGCGCCGCCCUCCCGAUACGAUACCCCACAACACAACAAACAGAGCAGCGCCACCGCGGCCGCGGCGACCUCGUCCCCCCCCCCCCCCCUCUUCUUCCCCGCAGGCCGCAGCAGCGCCAGCCCACCAGAAAGAAGAGACGCGCCGCGCCGCGUGGUUGGGGGGCGGCUUAUGAUUGAGGCGGGGGCCGGCGCCGCGCCUGCUAUUUAGAGAGCCCGCACCGUCGCGCGGGAAGCGGAGCGAUCGAAUCGUAUCGGCCGAGCAAUCAAUCAGCCUGCCUGCUGCUGCGGGAGAGAUGGCGUCGGGGUACCGCGCCGAGGAGGAGUACGACUACCUGUUCAAGGUGGUGCUGAUCGGGGACAGCGGCGUGGGCAAGUCCAACCUGCUGUCGCGGUUCGCCAGGGACGAGUUCAGCCUCGAGACCAGGUCCACCAUCGGCGUCGAGUUCGCCACCAAGACCGUCCAGGUCGACGAGAAGCUCGUCAAGGCGCAGAUGUGGGACACCGCCGGCCAGGAGAGGUACCGCGCCAUCACGAGCGCCUACUACCGCGGCGCGGUGGGCGCGCUGGUGGUCUACGACGUGACCCGCCGCAUCACGUUCGAGAACGCGGAGCGGUGGCUCCGGGAGCUGCGGGACCACACGGACGCCAACAUCGUGGUCAUGCUGGUGGGCAACAAGGCCGACCUGCGCCACCUCCGCGCCGUCUCGCCCGAGGACGCCGCGGCCUUCGCGGAGCGGCACGGGACCUUCUCCAUGGAGACGUCCGCGCUGGACGCCACCAACGUGGAGCGCGCCUUCGCCGAGGUCCUCCGCCAGAUCUACCACGUCGUCAGCCGGAACGCGCUGGACAUCGGGGAGGACCCCGCCGUGCCGCCCAGGGGCAAGACCAUCGACGUCGGCGCCGCCAAGGACGAGGUCUCGCCCGUGAACGCGGGCGGGUGCUGCUCGGCUUGAGCCUUUUUCCUUUUUCCUUUCCUCCCCUUUAGCCCCUGGUCAAACAAUGAAACGCUUUCCUGGUUAAGGAAGACGAGAGGACGUGCUGCCAACUGCCGCAAUCUUGCUUGACAUGGUCAAGCUGUUGGGGUGGUUGGCGCUCGACAUUGACACCGUGUUUUGGAGAGGGCCGCAUGUUGUUUUCCAACCUUGCAAUCGCUGUCUAAAGCAUGUAUUCAUCGGCUGAUCGGCCCAUAUGAUUGAUACGGUAGCAUAUAGUACUAUAUAAUCAUUACGAGUGACAGACAGGUUAUGAAUUCUGAAAUUCCGUCAUACUGAUAUGUUGGCGCUGGAAAUUUGCAGUGCUUUUCACCUA